Messenger RNA from Amphibalanus amphitrite, 2967 nucleotides. RefSeq names its product deubiquitinase DESI2-like. Gene Ontology annotation, biological process: protein deubiquitination. Gene Ontology annotation, molecular function: deubiquitinase activity. The transcript has 6 exons. NCBI's taxonomy places the organism in Eukaryota, Metazoa, Arthropoda, Thecostraca, Balanomorpha, Balanidae. The record is from RefSeq and is a predicted model, not a curated record. Bases 107 to 790 code for a protein of 227 amino acids.
GCAAUAAUUGAAACUCAGUGUUGUUUACUGAUGGUCAGCUGCGGGGAAUGUUUCUGUGAACGUCCGGAUGAUUGGUUUGCUUUGAUGUAUGGAAUGCCUGCAGUAGAUGUCUAGCGGUCUCGGAGAUUUUUGUCGGAUGACGUUUCCCAGCUGUUUGGGAUAUCAGCAGGAUCUGUCGGACGACCUCUCUGUGCCCGGCGGCAUGGCGCGAGAGCCGGUCAUUCUCAAUGUUUAUGACAUGUACUGGAUAAACGAGUAUACCUCGAACAUCGGGUUCGGCGUCUUUCACUCCGGCCUAGAGAUCUACGGUUUUGAGUAUGCGUACGGCGGCCACCCGUUCCCGUUCUCGGGGGUGUUCACCAUACGACCCAGGGACGCGGACGACCUCGGUGAACAGUUCAAGUUCAAACAAUCUAUACAUUUAGGGUACACGGACUUCACCAGAGACGACUUGGAUCGAAUCAUCGAGGAAAUGGGCAAGGACUUUCGCGGUGACCGAUAUCAUCUUAUCAACAAAAACUGCAACCACUUCACAUCCAAUCUGUCACAGCUGCUGACGGGCCGCGAGAUCCCCUCGUGGGUGAACCGGCUGGCCUCGGUCAGCGCCAUGGUGCCGUUCCUGGAGCGCUGUCUGCCCAAGGAGUGGCUCACACCGGUGGCCCUGCAGCACUCGCUGGAGGAGACACCCGGGCAGCCGACAGCCACCACCCCCGGCUCGGCAGCGCCCGGCCCGCCGGCGUCCGGCUCCGGCGCGGCGCCCUCACACUCCUCCUCAAUGAACUCGAUAUAGGGAAGACGGCAGCCUCCGCCCGACUAGCUACUGCCGUCUGCCUACCCGGCCGGCCGUCUGCCUGUGCGGGGAGCGACCCGUGCGAGCCCUUUAGGCGGGGUUCGUGGGGCGCGGCGGUGCCCAGGGGUGAGGUUUUCUGGGUGAGCUGAUACAACCUUCGGUCUCCGCACCGCGGGCGGUGGGCGUAUUUUAGGGUAAGGGAAUGUAAUCACUAUGAGGCAGACAUAGUGAGCGAGUCAUUCUUUCAGUUUACCGGUGAGUACUUUGCGAAGGAGGCACUGGUUGCGUGGUCUAUGGUGCAUUAGCGGACUUCUGAGCCCGAUACCUCGGGUCUCCUGUGUGCUGUCGGGCUGAACGGUUCGGGUAUCCUAUAUAUGCCGCCGGACCGUACGGUUCAGAAUCAACAGACCGCAUGGUUCUGGCCUCUUGUAUGGCCUGAAAUGGACGGCCCGGGUACUUUGUUGAACCCGACUGUCUAGUGUCGUACUGGGCGGUUCGGGUCUCCUAUGCGCUGUUUGAAUUGGCGGCCCAACUCUCCUAUGAGCGACCGGCCGACGUUUGGUGGUGGGUUACGUACGGCGCAUUGCCUCAGGUCCGGCGUGGUGGCUGCGCUCCUGUGACGUCGGCAGCCGACCUAUGGUAACCCGAUGCCAAAUCGAUGCGCCGCCCGGGGACCGGGUUUCCUGUGUCCGUUUGUUGUAGUUACUACCAGAAAAGGAACUAGCUGACUUCUAGAAGACCAUGGUUACCCAUUACCGUAUUUUUGUACGCCGCUCCAUUAAAUUUUCUCGUGUGGUUUUUAAUGUUGCUUUGGCGAGCUCCGGUGGCUACUGCUGUACAUAAUGGGCGGUGAGUGUGGCUCGUGAUGGAGCCGUAUCCGGGGCCUAUGGCGACUGUUCUCCUGUUUCCAGUGUGCUCCCGGUGUUGGAUGUAUCCCUGCUCCCGCUUGAGAUAGGUCUGCGACUAGUGGCAUUCUGUAUAUGUAGCGCUCGAUGUGAGGUUUGUGGGUCUGAGAAGGACCAGCAAAUGGUAAUGUAUUGAGAUGACGGUGGGAUAUGGAUGCGAAUGCAAAAGACGAGCGUAACCAAAGUUUUCGAGUGGCUGAUUCUCGACGUGCGCUUUCUCUCGGAAGCAGGGCCCAGUGUGACAUGUGCUGUAUCGUGGUUCGCUCUAUCUCCUGUGUCGUGUUGAGAGGGCCGAUGACUUUGCCACUCGGUUAUACCCUUCAGUAGCCGAGGAUUUCAGGACACUGCGUGGUGAACAAUGUUUUCAAUUCUUCGUUGACGUGAAUACUUCGAAAAGCAUGAUUAUGCUAUUCCAUAACACUAUCAUUGUAGAUAUUCUUUAACUGCGCUCUUUCAUGGAGUUGUUAAGCCACAAAAUUUAUACUAUUGCUUGUUAUUCAAAUAAAUAUGAACUCCGAGAUGGAAGGACAAAUUGGUGUAGAUCUGACCAUAGCCUGGCGUGGAUGUGACAUUCUCUUAGCCUGGGUUCAAGGAAUGGUGUUGCAUGUUGCGCAUUGGGUUCUAGUACUUGCAAUGGUUAGUAGGUACGACGAACUUGUGUCUCAUAAAUAUACGGUCGGCCUGAAGGGUCGUCAACUAUAUUGUAACGCUGGGUUUGUGCUAGUUCUAUCUUUCAGUUAGCGCGUUGCCACAGGUUGAACUGGUGGCAUGCUGUACUCCUUGCUUACCGAGCCUAUGCGUAUGUGCAGACAUGCCUCGUGUAUACUAACCGCGACUGUUUACACUGAAUUUCGAGCCUGCCAUAGUGCAAAGAUUCAAUUCAAGUAAAAGCCAACAAAUAAUGGUGGCCUGGUUUCCUUUCAUCACUACAUUCAUCGACUGAAUUUAUAUCCUGGCCUCAAGUCUCCCCGGUCCGUCAGUUCACGUCUGUACAGGCGCCCUGAUCCAGGCGUUUCGCACAAGGAGGAUGUACGUUUCCCUCUGUCUAUUCUCCGCCGUCGGCCCGGGCUGGUCGAAUGUUGUUACGGGGGCGCUCUGUCGGACUGGUCGUAGGCUACAAAUUAGGUACAUAGUUACGUGACCGACGUGACGCGUCCGUCAGCCGUCGCCGUCUCGCCGAGGGCUGGGUUUUCAGUGUUCGUGUGAGACAAUGUCGAUGUGCGUAUAAUCACAGCUGUGCGCGUCGAAUAAUACAAGCUGUUGCGUUACUAA